This is a messenger RNA of Chironomus riparius, 858 nucleotides long. NCBI's taxonomy places the organism in Eukaryota, Metazoa, Arthropoda, Insecta, Diptera, Chironomidae. The record is from the annotation of a GenBank genome assembly.
AUGACAUCAUUCUCGUCCAAAUCACACUCAGCAGCAUCAAUGGAUCAUUCAAAUUCGAAUCAUAUUAAACGUCCGAUGAAUGCAUUCAUGGUAUGGAGUAGAGGACAGCGACGAAAAAUGGCAACAGAAAAUCCAAAGAUGCAUAAUUCUGAGAUAUCUAAAAGAUUAGGUGCAGAAUGGAAAUUGCUAACAGAAAUGCAAAAGCGACCGUUCAUUGACGAAGCAAAACGGCUACGGUCAUUACAUAUGCAGCAGCAUCCAGAUUAUAAAUAUCGUCCAAGAAGAAAGCCUAAAGCACUCGUAAAAUCUCCUUCUUCAAAUGGACAUUCAAAUGGCACACACAAUGGAAGUGCUUCAAGUAAUAAUGCAUCACAUCAUCAUCACUCAAGUAACAACAACAAUAAUAAUGAUUCAAGAAGCUCCAAUAAUAAUCUACACCAUAAUUCAAAUCAUCAUCAUCAUUCACUGAAAUCGACAUCUCCAAUUAUGAACAAUCAUUUCCACCCACACCAUCAUCAUCAUCAUCAUCAGUCCACAAAAUAUCCCUUCGUUCCCACGAUAGAACUGCCAAUUUCAUUUCCUACAUCACAGCAAUCCCAACAACAAGUAUUUCCAUCGAGCAUUCAUUAUCCCUUAGUUGAUCCAACACUCGCAUUAGAUUUGCAAGCUCGUCUUCAUGCCAUGUACAUGAAUGCUUAUUAUCCUUGGAGACUACCAUUAAUUUCUUCAUCAUCUCCGUCGUCACCAUCUCAAUCAAAUAAUGGAAAUCAUUAUGCAUCAUCCCCGAAAAUUUCACCAACAACAACAACUAAUUCGCCUCCAUUAUGUGAACCUGACACACAAACAACAAUCAUAUGA